Pungitius pungitius (ninespine stickleback) is the source of this 1814-nucleotide messenger RNA. It is a transcript of the gene pyroxd1, whose product is annotated as pyridine nucleotide-disulphide oxidoreductase domain 1. The record is from RefSeq and is a predicted model, not a curated record. NCBI's taxonomy places the organism in Eukaryota, Metazoa, Chordata, Actinopteri, Perciformes, Gasterosteidae. The transcript is spliced from 13 exons. Gene Ontology annotation, molecular function: oxidoreductase activity; flavin adenine dinucleotide binding. The coding region runs from base 247 to 1746 and encodes 499 amino acids.
UUGCUGCUUGCCGUAGGUAUCUGUAAACACGGAAGUUAAGUCGCCUUUAUUUUCUGAUGACAUGAGAUGUUGGACAUCUAGCUAACAUAGAAAUGCCUAAAAGCAUGUAAAGAUUCUUACCAAUCAAGUGGUGGCUUAACAUGUCCAUGCAGAGGGAGAACAAGCGUGUCUAGCCGCUGUUUUGUUUGAAAAUGCGAAGAGAGUUUGUGUUAGCCAGUCGUUAGCUUAGCAAUUGUUCUAUUAGGUAUGGCGGAUAGAAAAAAUAAAACAUUCAGGUUUGUGAUCGUGGGAGGAGGCAUCGCGGGUGUGACAUGUGUUGAGCAGCUGUGCUCCCAGAUUCCAUCAGCUGAAGUGGCUCUGAUCACAGCAAGUCGCUAUAUCAAGACAGUGACCAACUAUAAACAGGUGUCCAAGACACUGGAAGAGUUUGAUGUUGCGGAGCGACCAUCCAGUGUUUUGGUGGAGAAGUUUCCCAACCUAACUGUGAUCCACUCUGCAGUGAAAUCCCUUCACACACAGUCACACUCUGUGGAAACUGCAGACGGACGAGUUUUUGGUUACGAGAAGCUGUGUAUCUGCGGCGGGGGCAGACCCAAGCUCCUAACCUGGGACAACCCUUAUGUCCUGGGGAUACGAGACACAGACAGCGCCCAGGAGCUUCAGAAGCAGUUAUCCACAGCAAAGAGAAUCAUUGUUGUCGGCAACGGUGGGAUUGCUCUGGAAUUAGUGUAUGAAGUGGUGGGCUGCGAGGUGAUCUGGGCUGUGAAGGACAAGGCCAUAGGAAACACGUUCUUUGAUGCCGGCGCUGCACAGUUCCUCAUCCCAUCCCUAGAGGGGGAAAAAACAGAAAGAGCUGCUCCUUGUAAGAGACCUCGUUAUACCACAGAGGAUCCAGAACCAGGAGCAUCCCAGACCUUCACAGCAGAUAAAAACGCACGCAGGCAUGGUUCUGGUCCUACAGAGGCUGGUAGUGCCCUUGGUCCCGACUGGCAUGAUGGAAUAGUUCUACGAGGAGCACAGCAGGUUUCCCGCCGAGUUUCAUUGGAAUACCAGUGUGAGGUGGAAAAGAUCUUCACCUCUGCAGAGCUUCUCAAUUCCCCUCAGCAAACACCCGAGAAUGAAGGAUCUUGGCCAAUUUACGUCAAGCUGACUAAUGGCAAAACAUUUGGCUGUGACUUUGUUGUGAGUGCCACCGGUGUCGUGCCAAACGUUGAGCCAUUUCUCCAUGGCAACAAUUUUGCACUGGCAGAUGAUGGUGGCCUGCAGGUAGAUGACCACAUGAUGACAUCAGAGCCAGAUGUGUAUGCAGCUGGAGAUGUGUGCACUGCAUGCUGGGAACACAGCGCACUGUGGCAGCAGAUGCGUUUGUGGACGCAGGCCCGUCAGAUGGGAUGGUACGCCGGCCGCUGCAUGGCGGCACACGUCUUGUCUGAAUCAAUAGAAAUGGACUUCUGCUUCGAACUCUUCUCACACAUUACCAAAUUCUUCAACUAUAAGGUGGUCCUGCUGGGAAAGUUUAACGGGCAGGGACUGGGAGCUGACCACGAGCUGCUGCUACGCUGUACCAAAGGCCAGGAGUAUGUCAAGGUUGUUCUCAGUGGAGGGAGGAUGGUGGGAGCAGUGCUGAUUGGUGAGACCGACCUGGAAGAGACCUUUGAGAACCUGAUCCUAAACCAGAUGGAUCUGACCCCGUAUGGAGAGGAGCUGCUGAACCCCAACAUCGAUAUCGAGGACUACUUUGACUGAGCAUGAGAAAUUUGAUUCAACUUUAAAAAAUGUAUUUUUGCUUUUUAAUAAAUUAUUUUCAAAGCCAA